This is a messenger RNA of Oncorhynchus nerka (sockeye salmon), 849 nucleotides long. RefSeq names its product regulator of G-protein signaling 4-like. The coding region runs from base 180 to 677 and encodes 165 amino acids. The record is from RefSeq and is a predicted model, not a curated record. NCBI's taxonomy places the organism in Eukaryota, Metazoa, Chordata, Actinopteri, Salmoniformes, Salmonidae. The transcript is spliced from 5 exons.
CACAGAACAGGAAGGAGCACAGACACAGAACAGGAAGGAGCACAGACACAGGACAGGAAGGAGCACAGAACAGAACAGGAAGGAGCACAGACACAGAACAGGAAGGAGCACACACCAGAAUACAACAGCUGGUUUCACAUUUUUUGUUUGUUUCGUUAAUUUCCUUCCCACGUGCUGAAAUGUGUAAAGGACUGUCCUCCCUUCCCUCGUCAUGCUUGGAGAAAGCAAAGGGGAUGCGGGUGAAGUUGAGUCACCUGGCUGACAAACAGGAGUGGACACAUCACAAACACAGGGUCCAUGAGGACAGGACUCUUCAGGAUCUGGAGUCUCUACUCAACAGCAAGAUUGGCCAGAAAGCUUUCCUCUGGUUCCUGCAGUCUGAGUUCAGUGAGGAGAACCUGCAGUUCUGGUUGGCCUGUGAGGAGUACAGGGUUACCCCCCCAUGGCAGCAGGGGGCCAAGGCCCAGUCUAUGUACUGCCAGUACAUCAACCCUGGUUCACCACAGGAGGUGAACCUGGAUGCUGAGACCAGGGAGGCUCUACUGAGAGUGAUGGAGGAGCCUGCAGGCGACACAUUCCACGAGGCCCAACAACACGUCUACCACCUGAUGGCCAAAGACUCUUAUCCUCGCUUCCUGCGCUCCACACACUGCCUGGAGGCCCUUAGGGUUCCUUAGAUAUUCCACAGCGCCACCUGCUGCCCCGGGGGACCACACAACAACAUAAUAACAAGCUGUGUUUUAUAACAACAUUAGAAUUUAUAUAAUUUAUAUUUAUUCUCAAGUCUUAGUAGACACUCAUAUGUGAGUUGUAAGAUGUUUGUGUUUAUCAUAAAUAUGGUAUAACUGG